This is a messenger RNA of Sinocyclocheilus rhinocerous, 1317 nucleotides long. RefSeq names its product GTPase IMAP family member 8-like. The transcript is spliced from 2 exons. Gene Ontology annotation, molecular function: GTP binding. The record is from RefSeq and is a predicted model, not a curated record. Bases 1 to 1317 code for a protein of 438 amino acids. Lineage: Eukaryota; Metazoa; Chordata; Actinopteri; Cypriniformes; Cyprinidae.
AUGUCAGAACAAGAUGUCAAGGCUGAAAUUGAGAAGUGCGUAAACAUGUCUGCUCCUGGUCCUCAUGUGUUUCUGCUGGUCAUCAGACUGGGUGUGAGAUUCACAGAUGAAGAGAAAAACACAGUGAAAUGGAUUCAGAAGAACUUUGGAGAAGAAGCUGCACAUUACACCAUCGUUCUGUUCACUCACGCUGAUGAACUAGUGGAUCUAUCAUUAAAUGAGUAUAUCAGAGAAAAUAUCGAGAUCCAAACACUUGUUAUUGACUGUGGUGGAAGAUUUCACUCAUUUAACAAUCAGGACAUGGAGAACUGCAAUCAGGUCACUGAACUGACGAGGAAGAUUGAGGAGAUGGUGAGGAUCAAUAGAGGAAAACACUACACUAAUGAAAUGUAUAAACAAGCCCAGAAAAAUAAUGAACAAGACGAACACUACAACACUAAUACAACACUAAGCAUAAUACUAGUAAAUGGAGGAGAAGGAGGAGAUAGAGGAGACGGAGGAGGAGGUGGAGGAGAUCUCAGGAUUGUUCUGCUGGGUAUAACUGGGUCAGGAAAGAGUUCAACAGGAAAUAUAAUCAUCGGCAGCUUUAAGUUUAAGCGAGGUAUUUCCUCUAUGUCUGUUACUAAACACUGUGAAAGACAUGAGACUACAGUGGAGGGUAGACACAUCUCAGUGAUCGACACUCCAGGAUUGUAUGGUACAACGAUGAGUGAAGAACAACUGAAGAAUGAAAUAGUGAAGUGUGUCUACAUGUCUGCUCCUGGUCCUCCUGUGUUUCUGCUGGUCAUCAGACUGGGUGUGAGAUUCACACAUGAGGAGAAAAACACAGUGAAAUGGAUUCAGAAGAACUUUGGAGAAGAAGCUGUACGUCACACCAUCAUUCUGUUCACUCACGCUGAUCAGCUGAAGGGAAAACCAUUAGAUCUGUAUAUCAGCGAAAGUAAUGCUCUUCAGGCUCUUGUUAAUGAGUGUGGUGGCAGAUAUCACUCCUUCAACAAUAAGAACAUGGAGAAGCGCUCUCAGGUCACUGAACUGCUGGAGAAGACUGACAGGAUGGUGGGGAUCAAUGGAGGACAGCACUACACCAUACCGAUGUUUAAACAAGCCCAGGAAAAGAUUGAAAGGGAAGCUUUUCAACAAAAAGUGACAGACUUUGGAAAAACAGCACUAACAGUCGCAGGAGGAGUAGCACUAGCAGCAGCAGGACCAGCAGUAGUGGCAUUAGGAAAAGCAGCAGCAAAAGCAUUUGUAGCACCAGGAGCAGUGAAAACACUGUUAACAGGAGCAACAGCAGCAGCAAGUUUGAACAUCUAUUAA